This is a messenger RNA of Gastrolobium bilobum, 1749 nucleotides long. Its product is annotated as lysM domain-containing GPI-anchored protein 1-like. The record is from RefSeq and is a predicted model, not a curated record. The transcript has 5 exons. Bases 256 to 1500 code for a protein of 414 amino acids. NCBI's taxonomy places the organism in Eukaryota, Viridiplantae, Streptophyta, Magnoliopsida, Fabales, Fabaceae.
AGAAACCCUAAACCCCUCAAACCCCUUUUGUUGUCUCCUCCUUGUUACUCCAAAUUCCCCCUCUCUUAAUCCAAAAAACAUUACUUGUUGCAGACUUCAACAUCCUAGAAUUAAGUAGACCACAUUGUACCUUGUUUGUUAAGCUCUCUUUUGAAACCCUUCACUUUCCCUUUUUGACCCAUCAUUGCGUGUGAGCGCAAAGUAGCUUCAUCCAUUGGAUUCUACCUGGUAAAAGCCAUUUACCAGAAGCCCAUAAUGUUGUUGAAGAGCACUUUCCUCCUCUUGUUACUUUUGCAGGCUUUGACAAAUGGAAGCUGUAAAUCCACCAUAGAACCAUGCACAAACUCAGAUUCUUGCAAUGCUCUACUUGGUUACACGCUUUACACAGACCUCCAAGUCUCAGAGGUGGCUUCACUCUUCCAAAUCGACCCUAUAGCUCUUCUCACCGCAAAUGCCAUUGACAUCUCAUACCCUGACGUGGAACACCAUAUCCUCCCUUCAAAACUGUUCCUUAAAAUCCCAAUCUCAUGUUCUUGCGUUGAUGGGAUUCGCAAAUCGGUUUCCACCCAUUAUAAAACGCGUCCUUCUGAUACUCUAUCGUCCAUUGCGGAUUCAGUAUAUGGGGGUUUGGUCUCUGCUGACCAGCUUAGUGAGGCUAAUUCCAUAGCUGACCCUUCAGUGUUGGAAGUUGGCCAGAGCCUUGAAGUUCCUCUUCCUUGCACUUGCUUCAAUGGUUCUGAUAACUCUUUGCCUGCAAUUUACCUAUCCUAUGUUGUUCAACCGGUUGAUACUUUGGCUGCAAUUGCCGCCAGGUAUUUCACUACUCUUACUGAUUUGAUGAAUGUGAAUGCCAUGGGAAGCACAGCUAUCAGUGAUGGUGAUAUCCUUUCUAUUCCAAUACCCGCUUGUGCUUCAAAGUUUCCAAAAUUUGCCUCUGAUUCUGGGUUGCUUGUCCCUAAUGGAAGUUAUGCCAUUACAGCAGGCCACUGUGUGCAGUGUAGCUGUGGACCACGAGACCUGAAUUUGUACUGUAUGCCAGCUUCUCUGGCUGUUUCUUGCUCCAGUAUGCAAUGUAAAAAUAGCAAUCUUAUGCUCGGGAAUGUUACCGUGCAACAGAGUAGUGCGGGUUGCAAUGUUACAUCUUGCAGUUAUGAUGGUAUUGUUAAUGGCACCAUAAUAACAAUGUUGUCCCCAUCUCUUCAGCCUCGAUGUCCAGGGCCACAGGAAUUCCCUCCUCUGAUUGCCCCACCUACAUCUGUUAGGAGGGAGUCAGAAUUUGCACCAGCGCCAUCUCCGCAGUCAGAUGGAGCUGGUCUUGUAACACCCAAGCCAUCACUGGUGCCUGCAUCAGGUCUUCCAGGAUUCUCUCCUGCAAAUGGUCCUAUUAGUGGGAUUUCUUCUGGUGCUUCUGCUGCAUGCUCCUUGGUGAAUCCAUUACCCACUUUGAUGUCUGCACUUGUGUUAUUACUUGUCAAGUUGAUGAUCCCUGUGGCAUUGUAAUCUUCUCAAUUUUGUGGUGGGUUUAGUUCUGUCUUGUUACUUUGUUUGUCAGAGGUGCUCCUAUGUAUUGUAGUUUCUGAUAUUCAUUUGUACUCUCGAACAAAUUUGUGAAUUUGGAAAACUCUGGGAUUUCGGGUUUCAUCAUGAUCUUGGCCUUUUUUUUAAUUUGGUGUUUUACCGUGCUAUCUUGUAGUAAUUCUAGGUAUAAAUCAAUCAUUAUAGAAGCUCUAAGAAGUUGAUAAUGGCAUC